Messenger RNA from Nerophis lumbriciformis (worm pipefish), 1926 nucleotides. It is a transcript of the gene frzb, whose product is annotated as frizzled related protein. Gene Ontology annotation, molecular function: Wnt-protein binding. Gene Ontology annotation, cellular component: cytoplasm. Gene Ontology annotation, biological process: canonical Wnt signaling pathway; non-canonical Wnt signaling pathway. The record is from RefSeq and is a predicted model, not a curated record. Lineage: Eukaryota; Metazoa; Chordata; Actinopteri; Syngnathiformes; Syngnathidae.
AAAGUAGUCCAGGAGGGAGGAGGAAGAGGAGGUGAAAGUGUGAACAACUCGGCCCCUCCCGUUUCCUCUAGCCGCCCGCUGACCGGACCUUCGAGUCAGAACGGCACCGAGCAGCGGGACGAUCGCUUGGUCUCCAAAGACUCUCGUUCUUUUUUUUGUGUGAAACUUCUGGCUUCAAGCUUGGGGACCAACAUGCUCUUGGCGGGACUGUGUGUGCCUCUGCUGGCGUGCUGCGCGCUGUGGCCGGCUGCGGUCUGGGCGGCGUCCUGUGAGCCGGUUCGGAUCCCGCUGUGCCGGUCCAUGCCCUGGAACAUGACCAAGAUGCCCAACCACCUCCACCACAGCACGCAGGACAACGCGGUGCUGGCCAUCGAGCAGUUUGAAGGGCUGCUGGGUACCGGCUGCAGUCCGGACUUGCUCUUCUUCCUGUGUGCCAUGUACGCUCCGAUCUGCACCAUCGACUUCCAGCACGAGCCCAUCAAACCUUGCAAGGCUGUGUGCGAGCGCGCCAAGCAAGGCUGCGAGCCCGUCAUGAAGCGGUACAACCACAGCUGGCCCGACAGCCUGGCCUGCAGCGAGCUGCCGCUCUAUGACCGCGGCGUCUGCAUCUCACCCGAGGCCAUCGUCAAGGCUGAGGGACCAGAUCCAUACUAUCAGGACCCAGCCAGGUGUAACCCAGAAUCCAGUCCUGACUUUCCAAUGGACUCCAACAACCUUCACUGCAGAGGACCCGACCGCUGCAGAUGUAAGACAGUCAAAAUGGGUUUAAAAACCUAUGUGAAGAACAACUACAACUAUGUGAUCCGGGCCAGGGUGAGGGAGGUGAGGAAUCGCGGCAUGGAGCCAACGGCCGUGGUGGAGGUGAGGGAGGUGCUCAAGUCCUCCCUGGUCAACAUUCCCAGGGAGACGCUGACUCUUUACUACUCGUCUUCCUGCCUGUGCCCCCCCGUGACUGCCGGGGAGGAGUACCUGAUCAUGGGCUACGAAAACGAGGAGACGUCCAGGUUGCUUCUGGUUGACAGCUCCAUCGCUCAGAAAUGGAAGGACAAGAUGGGCAGGAAGGUUAAGAGGUGGGAUCAGAUUCUGCAAGGAAAAGCCCGAGCAGCUCAUCGCCGAAGUCGCCACUGAGAUGGGGUCGUGUGUGUGUGUGUGUGUGUGUGUGUGUGUGUGUGUGUGUGUGUGUGUGUGUGUGUGUGUGUGUGUGUGUGUGUGUGUGUGUGUGUAGAUAUUGCACUAUGACAAGCUGUUGUAGCUGAAUGUACUUCAUCUCUUCAUGUCAAACAUUUAUCUUUGCACAAACAUCACUUAGCGCGCGCUCAGCAUGUGUGUUGUCGGCCAAUGUGAGAGCAGAGUGGGCGGAGCCUAACCUGAGCGCAUCAUCCUUUGCAGUUCUCCCGCCAUAAAGGGGAAGUUUUGUCACUUUUCACAGCGUGAGCAGUCGUCAGUGAGCUGCCCUGGUAAAAACAUAAUCAGAUGUUGUUGUUUUUUUGUUAAAUAGCUGACAUGAUCACAGGUGUACAUAGCAUUAACCCUUCUGUCUCCAGCAUACAUAACAUGCUUUGUUGGCAAGGGUGUCCAAAUUUUUUUUUGUUUUACAGUAAAAUUCUAAGGGAUCCAUUUUGAUAGUUUGUAUAUCAAAUAUGCUAAAAGCAGAGAUAUGCUAAAAUAUCCUAACAUUGUGACAAAGCAAAUUCAGGUCAUAGAUUAUAAUAUACCUCAUUAUGUUUACCAAAUGCAAAGAAAACAAACUGAAAAAAUUGAUUGUGGGCCACACUUUGGACACCCUUGGGUUAAAAACAAAAAGACGCAAAAUCUUGCUGAUGCUGCACAUGAAUUGGACACAUUAAUUCUUUUUUGCAGCUGUUUAAUUUAAAUGAAUUCAAUUUCAAAUGAAAGAUACAUAAUAAAAAAGCUUUUUAUAAUGAA